Messenger RNA from Rotaria socialis, 1689 nucleotides. The record is from the annotation of a GenBank genome assembly. Lineage: Eukaryota; Metazoa; Rotifera; Eurotatoria; Philodinida; Philodinidae.
AUGUUAAAAUGUGAUUAUUGUUGUUGUCGUCCAUCAUCAUUAAUAAUAAACUGUUUAAAAUGUAAUCCAUCUCGUUCUAUAAGUAUAUGUUUUAAAUGUUCAUUAUAUGUUAAUCAAUUACGUGAACAUGCUAAACACCAUUCACUAGCAACAUAUAAAUUAAAUGAUAUUCCAUUGGAUGAAAACAAUAUAAGUGAAUGGUUAUCUAAUGAUGAAAUUAAUUUUAUUGAAAUAAUUGAAUCAUGUGGAUUAGGAAAUUGGAAUGAUAUUGGAUUAAAAAUGUCGAAAAAUUCAUUUGAUUGUCAAAAUCAUUUUGAAGAUAUUUAUUUAUCACGUUCAACAAGUUCAUAUUCAAUUUAUUUUCAAUCAUUUCUCAAUAAUAAAAAAUUAUUCGGUGAAAAUCAAAUCAAUGAAAGUUAUUUUAAAAUAAAAUCUUUAAUUUAUCCACCAAUGUUAAUUGAUAGUGAACAACAAAAGAUGUUAACUUAUAUGCCAUACAGAGAUGAAUACGAAAGAGAAUAUUUGAAUCAAGCUGAAAACCGUCUUCCCUUAUUGAAUAAUGAUCAUCAACAACAACAAUUUCAACAAAUUGAACAAUCCGAAGAACAACAAGAUGGUUCAACUAUUUUAUUGCAUAAAGCUAAAUUAUCACUCUUACGUUCUUAUGCACAAAUAUUAAGAAGAAGAUUACAAUUAAAAGACUUUAUUAGAGAUUAUGCUUUAGGAUUUAAUUAUUCACCUGAUCAACAAAUGGAUCUCCAUCAAAUAAGUCGUUUUCUUUCUGCUGAUCAAUAUGAACGGCUUAUUUUUAAUCAUCGACGUAUUAGAAAUUUAUUAGAAGAACUUGGUUGUUCAACAUCUUCAAAUAAAGAUAAUGAUCAAUCUCAGCCAAGAAAAAAGGCUUCAUCAAUAAAUAGUGAAAAACGUUCUCGACGUCGAGCUUUAUCAAAUAUAGUUGAUGAAUCUUCAUCGAUAUCAGAUAAUGAAUCAAAUUUAUCCUUAACAUCUUCGUCAUCAUCUUCGUCUUCAUCGUCGUCUUCAUCAUCAACGAAGUCAAUCUCGAAAUCUUCGAAAUCAACUAAAUCAUCUUCAUCAUCGUCAUCAUUAAAUAGUCGAAAUGAUGAAUUACAUUCUAGCAUAAGACAUCGUUCUGUUCGUCGCGUUUCAUCAUCAUCAACAAAUACAUCAAUAAAAACAUCAAAUAUUAAAGAAAGACUUUAUACAAGACGAAGAAUAAAUCCACCAGACAAUAAUAAUUAUUCUCAACGAAUGACACGUUCCACUGGAAAUCAAUUGACAACGUCAGAUAUAAGUUGGGAUUCAACAGAUGAUGAAUUAAAUAAUUUAUCUGAUAAUAAUUAUGAAAAUAUGAAAAAAUCAACAGUUGCUUCAAGAACACGCAGUCAUACACCACCACAUUAUCAUUUCGAUAAAAAACAAACUAGAAAUUCACCAAAUGGAAAACGAACAACUAAUCAUAUAAAUGGUUCAACAAAAAGAUAUUUAUUUGAUCAAAAUGAUGAAUGUGUUUCUCGAUCGGGAUCAACGUCAACGCCGAAAAUGAACCGAAUGUUAACACGACAUCAACUUGUUGUUCAACAAACAUCACCAAACAAAAAACGAAAAUUAAAUUCAAAUUCAAAUUCAAAUUCAAAUUCAAUUGAUGAUCAACAUUAUUCGAUCAAUUGA